UUCUCUCUGCGAGGCCACCAUGCGAGAGUUUGUUCUGCCGGAAAGCAGCACGCCGCCGCGGCAUUUCGCGACGUAGGCGGGGCAAGUUCCUGGAAGCACUCCGACUGCCUCCUUCCAGCCCGGCUGAAGUUGGCGCAAUGUUUGGUGCAGGCGACGAAGACGACUCCGAUUUCCUCUCGCCUAGCGGCGGUGUCAGAUUGGCCUCACUUUUUGGAGUGGACCAGGUAGCUGCUGGCCAUGGAAAUGAAUUCUUCCAGUACACAGCCCCACGGCAGCCUAAGAAAGACCAGGGGACAGCAGCAACAGGAAAUCAGGCGAUACCAAAAACAGCACCCACCACAACAGGCGCCUCUGUGGUGUUGGUUGCAACCGCAGUCCACGCAUAUCGAUACACAAAUGGCCAAUAUGUAAAACAGGGCAAAUUUGGCGCCGCAGUCCUGGGGAAUCACACAGCCAGAGAGUAUCGAAUUCUUCUUUAUAUCAGUCAACAACAGCCAGUUACUGCUGCCAGGAUUCAUCUGAACUUUGAGCUAAUGGUUCGGCCCAGUAACUACAGCACCUUUUAUGAUGACCAGAGACAAAACUGGUCCAUCAUGUUUGAGUCUGAAAUGGCUGCUGUGGAGUUUAAUAAACAGGUAUGCAUUGCCAAGUGCAACAGCGCCUCCUCCCUGGGUGCCGUGCUCUCACAGGACCUCAGUGUAACAGAGGGCCCUGCUGUGGAAGCUGGAGACUCUUUGGAAGUGGCCUAUACCAGCUGGCUCUUUCAAAAUUAUGGGCUAGGCCAGGUUUUCGAUUCCACUGCUAACAAAGAUAAGCUGCUUCGCCUGAAAUUAGGAUCAGGAAAAGUCAUGAAGGCCUGGGAAGAUGGCAUGCUGGGAAUGAAAAAAGGGGGGAAGCGGUUGCUUAUCAUCCCUCCAGCCUGUGCUGCUGGUUCUGAAGGAGUAGUAGGAUGGACUCAGUCAACAGACUCGAUCCUGGCUUUUGAGGUGGAAAUCAGGCGGGUCAAGUUUGCCAGAGAUUCUUUCUGUGAUGGGCACAGUGUUAGUUCCUGGGAUUCUGUGGCCCCUUCUUCCAUACCUCUCUCUGCUGAUCCUGUUCUGUCAACACCCACAUCAGUGCCUUUCAAAUCAGGGGAGCCAUGUCUUACUCUUCGUACCAAAUCUAAUUCCCUCAGUGAACAGCUGACAACAAAUACAAGUCCUGAUACAGUCAAGGCCAAGUUGAUCUCUCGGAUGGCUAAGAUGGGCCAGCCCAUGCUGCCUAUCCUUCCUCCCCAGCUGGAUUCCAGUGAUGCAGAAAUCGAGGAUGUGAAUGCUUUGCGAAGCUCUGGGCAGCUCAUGGCGACUCUGUCCAUGCAGCCGUCUCUUCAGCCAGUCCACCCAGUGUUACCGCAGAUGACUUUACAAGUACCUCAGUCAUCUGCUUCUGGGCUCCAAGCAACCUCUGCUGCCUUAAUGCAACAAAUUGCAACUCUCGAUUCCCACUCAGCUGUGUCUGGAAAUGCCCAGGCCUUUCAGAUACCCUAUGCAGGUAUGCAAGGCUACAUUUAUCCCCAGGCAGCAACCAUCACCUCCCAGCUGCAGCCCCCGCGGCCCUUGCACCCAGCACCACUCUCUCAUUCUCCCCAUUCUCAAGGAUCAGGUGACAUGGCUUCAUUUCUGUUGACUGAAGCCCGGCAGCAUAACACUGAAAUUCGAAUGGCAGUCAGCAAAGUGGCUGAUAAAAUGGAUCAUCUCAUGACUAAGGUUGAAGAGUUACAGAAGCAUAAUGCUGGCAAUUCCCUGCUCUUUCCUAGCAUGUCAGUUUCAAUGGAAACAAGUAUGAUUAUGAGCAACAUCCAACGAAUUAUUCAGGAAAAUGAAAGAUUGAAGCAAGAGGUCCUUGAAAAGAACAAUCGGAUAGAAGAACAGAAUGAGAAGAUCAGUGAACUGAUUGAACGAAAUCAGAGGUAUGUUGAGCAGAGUAACCUGAUGAUGGAGAAGAGGAACAACUCACUUCAGACCGCCACAGAAAACACACAGGCAAGAGUAUUGCAUGCUGAGCAAGAGAAGGCCAAGGUGACAGAGGAGUUAGUAGCUGCCACUGCUCAGGUUUCUCAUCUGCAACUGAAAAUGGCUGCUCACCAAAAGAAAGAAACGGAGUUGCAGAUGAAGCUGACAGAAAGCUUGAAGGAGACAGACCACCUCAGGGCCCAACUCUCCAAACUGCAGGCAGAGCUGUCAGAGCUCCAAGAAACCUCUGAGCGAGCACAGUCCAAAUUCAAAGGUGAAAAGCAAAGCCGGAGACAACUGGAGCUCAAGGUGACAUCCCUGGAGGAAGAGCUGUCUGACCUUCGAUCUGAGAAGGAAUCUCUGGAAAAGAACCUCUCAGAAAGGAAAAAGAAGUCAGCUCAGGAGCGCUGUCAGGCUGAGGAGGAGAUAGAUGAAAUUCGCAAGUCAUACCAGGAGGAAAUGGACUCACUUCGACAACUCUUGAAAAAGGCUCGGGUGUCCACAGACCAAGCAGCUGCAGAGCAGCUGUCUGUAGUACAGGCUGAGCUACAGACCCAAUGGGAAGCAAAAUGUGAACAUCUGUUGGCCUCCACCAAGGAUGAGCACCGGAAACAGUACCAGGAGGUGUGUGCACAGAGAGACACCAUCCAGCAGAAGCUCCUCCAGCUUCAGGAAAAGUGUUUAGCUCUCCAGGCCCAAGUCACAGCCCUGAAAGAGCAAAAUGAACAGCACAGCAAGGACCUGGAGAAGAAUAAGGCCCAGGAGCCUGGGAUGGAAGCCAUUGCUACUGACCCCUCAGAGAAGAUAAAGAAAAUCAUGAACCAGGUGUUCCAGUCCUUGCGGGGAGAGUUUGAGCUAGAGGAAUUUUACAAUGGCAGGACCAUUCUGGGAACCAUCAUGAAUACUAUCAAGCUUGUAACUCUUGAGCUUUUAAACCAUCCUGAGCGAGAGAAGGGAGAGAGCAGCAGUGAAGAGGAGGAAGAGGCAGAGCGACCUCGGCAGGCUCCCCAGGAGCAGUCGGUCUCAGCGGGCUCUGGACUGUCUCACCUACCCCUGCGCAGGGAGUCCGCCAUGCUGCUGUCAGAGCGGGCAGGCCGGGAAGCUGUCCCACUGCCUCCUCAGGCCCCGCCCGGUUCCCAGGAGGAUGUGCAAGUAAGGGAAGGGGAGCCCUCGGCAGCAGAGGUGCUCUUGGAGAUAAAAGACGAUUCCCUCCCACCCGAACUGGCUUACAUCCCCUCCCAGAGAGCUCUGGGCCCCCCAGCUUCAAUCCCUCCCAAGCCUCUGGGUCCUGCCCCUGGGGACUCUGGGUGUGAGGAGACACUUGCUGCCAGUCCAUUGGAAGACGCCUGUGUCGGAGAGCAAGAAAGUGCCACGAGACUGUCCCUGGCUUCAGACCCCAAGAAGGGGGACCCGCUGGCCUUAGGCCCUGAAACUCCAGGACAGCCUGAGCCUGCAGAGCUCAAGAAAGAUGAGGAUGUCACUGGCUCUGCUGUUCCCUCCAAGGAGCCGGGCAGCACAGAGGCAGGUUCUCCUGCUGUAGAAGCAGCACCGGGCCCCAACCACUGUUCUCAGCACUCCAGACUUUCUGGGGAUGAUGACAAUGAACUCUUUAAAAGGGCAGCUCUUAAAGUUCCAAGGCCCAAAGCACAGCCUGAGGAGGAAGAUGAAGACGAGGUGAGCAUGAAGGGACACCCGCCCCCAACACCCCUUUUUGGAGAUGAUGACGAUGAUGAUGACAUUGACUGGCUGGGAUGAAGACCCAGGAAGCUGGUGCAAAGGUUCUCCACUGACCCUUCCCUAAGCAUGAUUUUGCACAGCCAGCCCUGGGUCUAGACGAGCCACAGGGUGUGGUGAACAUGAGCAUUCUAAGGCCAGCAGUUCAGAUCUCUGAAGUAGCGAACUCCUGGGCCCCCUGCCUGGCAGGGUGAAGAGGAGUGUGAGCCUGUCUUCAGAAUGCUGGGGUUGCCAGAAGCCCACUGUGGUCCUGCCUCAAAGUCCCAUUUGGAGGGAGGGAUUGUUGGUUCCCCUCCAGCCAGUCACCUGCAAGGGUCUUGCCCUCUUCCAAGACUCCUUUUAGUCUCUUCACUAACUUGCAGACUGAUCUGCCCCCCAGUGCCCCACUGUGCCCCCGCAACAAGACCUGUCAGCUGGGGCAAGGUCUCCUGGUAGAACCAAGGGCGGAUUAUACCAUCGAAACCUUGGUGUGGUUAACAGAAUUGCUGGCAGUCUUGGGACAUGUGUCUUUUCUCUGCCUUAAAUCUGAUACAGGAGGUCAAUGGAUAUUUGAAAUUAAUAAAACAAAUAAAUAUCUGCAACGAAA
Manis pentadactyla (Chinese pangolin) is the source of this 4311-nucleotide messenger RNA. It is a transcript of the gene FKBP15, whose product is annotated as FKBP prolyl isomerase family member 15. Lineage: Eukaryota; Metazoa; Chordata; Mammalia; Pholidota; Manidae. The record is from RefSeq and is a predicted model, not a curated record. Gene Ontology annotation, cellular component: growth cone. Gene Ontology annotation, molecular function: peptidyl-prolyl cis-trans isomerase activity.